Messenger RNA from Mycotypha africana, 609 nucleotides. RefSeq lists its product as uncharacterized. Lineage: Eukaryota; Fungi; Mucoromycota; Mucoromycetes; Mucorales; Mycotyphaceae. Gene Ontology annotation, cellular component: cytosol; nuclear envelope. Gene Ontology annotation, molecular function: small GTPase binding. Gene Ontology annotation, biological process: protein import into nucleus. The record is from RefSeq and is a predicted model, not a curated record. Bases 153 to 518 code for a protein of 121 amino acids. The transcript is spliced from 4 exons.
UACACGCUUUUCCAGACUUUCGUUUUCCGUGUUAAACGCGAAGUUUGAAAUUUUCAAGAACCUCUCAUUAUCUGCUUUUAGCUUUUGCCUUUAUUCUAUUCUACUUUUUUCUUUUGACAAUUGAUUCUUCAACAUCAGUUCAUUUCGUUGAAAUGGAUAACGCAGUUUUUGAAACCCUUUUAGGAGUGGCUGAUAGUGAUGGUACCGUCCGUACGGCUGCUGAGAAUAAGUUAAAGGAGCUUGCUAUUCAACCUGAGUUUCCUAUCAGUCUUGCUAAGCUUACGGUUUCGCAGCAACACGCUGUUCCUCAAAGACAAUUAGCAGCUGUUACAUUGAAAAGUUACGUUACAACACAUUGGUCAAGCAAAAAUGACGAUAAAUUUGUUGGUCCUGAAACUCCAGCAGAGGCCUUGCCGAUCCUGAAUCCAAAAUCAGAGUUGUUAGUGCUUAUGUUGUAUCGAAAAUCGCACAUGAUGAUUUCCCAGAGAACUGGCCCAAUUUGUUCGACAUCUUAUUAAAUUACUUAAAGAGCAGCAAUUCAGACAGUGUUCAUGGUGCGAUGCAUGUACUGUUGGAAAUGAUUAAAAAAGAUAUUAGUAUUCAACAACU